Messenger RNA from Daucus carota subsp. sativus, 1969 nucleotides. RefSeq lists its product as uncharacterized. Bases 7 to 1287 code for a protein of 426 amino acids. The record is from RefSeq and is a predicted model, not a curated record. Lineage: Eukaryota; Viridiplantae; Streptophyta; Magnoliopsida; Apiales; Apiaceae. Gene Ontology annotation, molecular function: protein binding. The transcript has 3 exons.
CCUAAAAUGUCACCACUUGGUGAUAGAGACAUGAUGAAGAAGUUGCCCCUGGACUUAAUAUUUUGUAUCCUAGUUCGUUUGUCAGUCUACGAUAGAGCAAGAACUAGCGCCGUGUCAAGAGAAUGGAGGCAGCUCUGGCGAAUGAGCUUCCAUCUACGUCUAGAUAAGUCACUUUUCUCACAGCUGACUUGUAAUAAAGACAAAGACGCGCACCAAUCUGUUAUUGUCAGAGCUCUUGAAAUGAUCUUUUUAAGUCGAAUUGGCCUAAUACAGAGUAUUUCGUUCUACAUUCCUCCAAAUCUUGAUCAGUGCCCUGUGGCUCGGUGGAAAGACCACAUUUUUAAUCCGAGGAUAAGAUGGUUAGGGCUUUGUAACCUUCGAAACAAAGCCUAUGAGAUCCCCUCGUGUUUCUUUGAUUGUGUGGGCUUGACCAGCUUGCAGCUCCAUACAUGGAUAUUGAAUUCCCCAUAUAAAUCUACAAGAUUUGCUAAUCUAGUACGGGUUCGACUAGGAUAUGUCAAAUUCACAGCUGACAUUUCAUUUGGGACUCGACUAAGGUCACUCGUCUUAGAACACUGUACUGGAAUUCAACACUUGGCCUGCCAAUUCACAAGUGAAAACCGUCUUAUAGAUGUGCGUGUCACUGGGAGUGAGCAACUUGAUUGGAGAUGGUUCGAAUGCACUUCACUACUUGAAAUCUUGAUUCUGAAAUACAGUUACUCCCCAAAUUAUAAACCCAAGAAGCCCUUCAAUAUGACCAAGUUUAUUGGUAAUCUGCCAAGAAUCUAUGCUUUCUGUACAAACGGCUUCGCUCUCCAGGUCUGCCGACCUGUACUCACUAUGAUAAAUGGGAGAGCAACAAAAUUUGACAACUUGAAAGAGUUGGGGUUGUGCCCGCUUGGAUCCUAUAAUUUGUGUCAGAUUUCAAAUGCGAUUUACUUAAUUAGAUGUUUCCCCAGCUUGCGAAGAUUUUUGGCAAUACUGGUCGAUGAUAAGAGGGCAAAUCCACCAGAUUUAGCAAGCAAUUUGGACUCUGUAGAUUUGAAAGGCACAUCACUAUGCCAACUUCACACGGUCGAUGUAUUGGGUGUCACGGCUUCCAACUAUGUCUUCCACUUGGUGAAGCUAUUGCUUGCAUCUGCUCCGUCGCUUAAAGUGAUGUCACUACACUGCAGCGGGGAAGUUACUGAUCCUGGUGAAAGGUUGAAGAUUAAACAAGAAUUGCAACGUUUUCCUAAAUGUUCGUCAGGGGCACAAAUUUUAUUGCUUGGAUUCGAGAGCAAGUGAAACUCAUUGUCUUUCAUUCUAUUUAUCCCCAGAAAACUUGUAUUAGCUUUAAGUAUUUUACACAUUUUGAUCAAUAGCAAUAAAUCAGAGUUACCCGAUCAUAAUUAUUUUGCUUGAAAUUGAGAAUUUUGACACUAGGUUUGAAAUGAGCUUCAGAUAUCUUUAGCAGCAGCAACAAGUCCUCGUGAAGCAGCAACGACAACAACAGCAGCAACUGCACAUCGCAAACAAGCUGCAUUGAUGAAAGAAGCGCGAAAAUUAGCCCAAAACUGAUUUCCAAAUAACACGAAACCAUCCUGCAGACGAAAUGAGACGAGAUCAUACCUAGCAUAGAGGCCACCACUUUUCGGCUCAGGGUGCUGAGGUCUCUGGACCUGAUACUCCAUCUUUUGAUUCACUGGAGCUUUCUCUGUCGUCAUGAUCUUCACUUUCGGGCAACAGAUUGAAGCAGAUGCAAAGAAAGAAGUACGCGUUGUCGAUUUAAAGGCUCAACAGCUAGUGAAAGAGGCACAGGGAGCUUGUGUUGAUCAAUGUAGCCAUAAGUGAAGUAGUUAUCUUUCUGUUUCAUCAACCUUGUAAUAAACCACCUCACAUUGUAUUUCACAUCAGUGUUGCGGCAAGUACAUCUAACUCUUAAUUCCCCAUUUCCUCAACCGUGUAAUAAAUUCGAAUCUGGUGUGCU